Molecule: messenger RNA, 2117 nt
Organism: Orussus abietinus
Lineage: Eukaryota; Metazoa; Arthropoda; Insecta; Hymenoptera; Orussidae
Product: glyceraldehyde-3-phosphate dehydrogenase 2
Exons: 5
Coding region: 144-1151 (335 amino acids)
Biological process (GO): glucose metabolic process
Molecular function (GO): oxidoreductase activity, acting on the aldehyde or oxo group of donors, NAD or NADP as acceptor; NAD binding; NADP binding
Source: RefSeq, a predicted model, not a curated record
CGGGUAACGUCGCUCGGGUUAUAUUAUCGCCGUCUGCCCUCCAACUGACAUUACUCCGUCGCCGCCCGCCGUGUUAGUGUGUUGUGCGAGGACCUCGUGUAUUUUAUUCUCUUCUUCCUUGACUGCCAAUCUCCAUAGCGGACAUGAGCAAAAUCGGAAUCAACGGAUUCGGCCGCAUCGGGCGUCUGGUGCUCAGGGCGUCCCUGGAACGAGGGGGCCAGGUGGUUGCCGUUAACGAUCCGUUCAUCGGCCUCGACUACAUGGUCUACAUGUUCAAGUAUGACUCCACGCACGGCAGGUUCAAGGGCGAGGUCAAGGCCGAGGAUGGAUGCCUGGUGGUGAACGGCAACAAGAUAGCCGUAUUCAGCGAGCGAGACCCCAAGGCUAUUCCAUGGGCAAAGGCUGGAGCCGAGUACGUCGUCGAGUCCACCGGAGUCUUCACCACCAUCGAGAAGGCCUCGGCUCAUCUGGAGGGUGGAGCCAAGAAGGUGAUCAUCUCCGCGCCCUCGGCUGAUGCGCCCAUGUUUGUAUGCGGCGUUAAUUUGGACGCGUACGAUCCCUCUUUUAAAGUCGUGUCCAAUGCUUCUUGCACAACCAACUGCUUGGCACCUCUGGCCAAGGUCAUCCACGACAAUUUCGAGAUCGUCGAGGGCUUGAUGACCACUGUUCACGCCACCACUGCGACCCAGAAGACUGUUGAUGGUCCUUCCGGGAAGCUGUGGCGUGAUGGCCGUGGAGCAGCUCAGAACAUCAUCCCCGCUGCAACUGGUGCUGCCAAGGCUGUAGGAAAGGUCAUUCCAUCCUUGAAUGGAAAGCUGACUGGAAUGGCCUUCCGUGUCCCGGUUGCCAACGUCUCCGUGGUCGACUUGACAGUCCGACUUGGCAAGCCUGCCAAUUAUGACGCCAUCAAGGCCAAGGUUAAGGAAGCUGCUGCACCAGGUGGAGCCCUUGAUGGUAUACUCGCCUACACGGAGGACGACGUUGUCUCUUCUGACUUCAUUGGCGACAACCACUCCAGCAUAUUCGACGCCAAAGCUGGCAUUCCUCUGAACGACACCUUCGUCAAGCUGAUCUCUUGGUACGAUAACGAGUUCGGCUACUCCAGUCGCGUUAUCGACCUUAUCAAGUACAUGCAGUCCAAGGAUCAGUAAACGUCUUCAACUGUGCGUGGCGUUUAACGGCGAUCGACCAUCAUCGCCGUAAUCCGGUAGCACCUCUAGACAAUAUGAUCAUCGCUGUUGUUAUAACUGGUGCGACAUUUGCGUAAUGUUAUGUCGAUGUCAUGAUAGUCCUACGUUCAGCGAAGAGAGGGACACGUGGAGGACCCUGCUACUUGGGUCGCCGAAGAGGUUGCUUGUCUAAUGUAUGAUGUAUCGCGAAUUGAGAUGGGCUCGACAUUGCAAAGGCCGGUCUUCUAUAUGUUAUUCAUGCUUAACAUGGGUAAUGGAUUGACGCACAUCGAUGUAAACUACUCUGCCCCGUAUCUGUAACCACUUCGCAGAGAUGGCGCGCUCUGCUGCUGCGACGGUUGGACGUCGUGACUCCACGUUGCGUUUACGGUCGAUGCGGUUUGCUGGCUUAACGACGCGUUAUUGCGAAACAUGGCUCGGAUAAAAAUUAUUCCUGAUUGUGUUCUGGACAACUUUUAUUCGGGAUAGUUUUCUGUAACAUUCGAUGUUGAUCGGGGAAACGCGAUUAUCUAUGGCAAUGUGCAGGUCAUGACGUUUAGCGUUGGCGCAAUGGCUGAAUCGCGGUGUGAAGUGUUCGAGUAAUUCUCAACAUCUGAACUCGUGUUAUUGGAACGCCGUAUCGCAGUGAUAAUUUCUUAUCACUUGGAACUACGGUUGAUGAUGGUUUAACUUCGGUUGUAAAAUGUUUCUUGCAGUUGAGAAUGAGCACAGAAUCGGCAGUACUUGUCCAAUUCCUUGAUGGGAUGUAAUCAGUGAGGAGUGAUAAAUUACGGAGGAUAUAAGUUAUUCAUUUAGCGUUUUCAUUUGCGUAGAUGAAGUAACGUAUUGAGUGUAGAAUGUCGUCGAUACUAUUCUGUAAUUGGUUCCCUUAUGUAACCUUGUAUUGUACGAUUGGUGAAAAUGAUAAACUUUAGUCAUGUACUUGUA